ACGGCGCGGCGGGUGGCGGGAGGCUGGGCGACGGCGGGAGAGGUCUGCCUUGGCUCCACGGAAGGGAAGGCGUGCCGUGGCUCUAUCUUCUAUCGACUUCUAAGGACUUGAGUAUCAAUAUCUCAAUAGGGAGGCUUGUUAUCACCGGUAUCGUCAAUAGCAUCUCGUCAGUUGGCUAAAUGGCCGAAGAUUUCUUCAACGGCAACAGGCCCAUGGUUACCAAGGAUGGGAAAGACCUGACUUCUGCACUCGAGGUGUUCGUGAACUGGUGUAUCACAGAGGUGCAAAACAAGAUCCAGAGAAGUUUUCAUCCGUCUUCGAGUAACAGGCCCCUCAAGAAGGUAGUGGUUACUAUUCAGAGUUUGCUGGCUACGCGCCCGGAUCCUGUUCUGAUUGGGUCACUUUUUGCUGGUUCAACGGAGGAGCUGGAGGUGUUAAUCAAGAUAUUAUCAGUUCAGCUGGACAUGGUGCUGUUUUAUACCAUGGGAGCAGCUGGGGAUAUGUACUUCGUCUGGCGGGAUCUCCCCAUCGAUCCCAAGCUCUUUCGCGAGAAUAUGCAUCAAAGUUUGGAUAGGGCUCGACAAUCCGCUCAGAAUAUCAAGGGGGCUGUGGAUCUUAUGACCAGGAUUGAGUCUUUGCUUGUUGCAGCACCAGCAGGCAUGUUGAGGGGAGCGUGGACCAAACUGUUGCAUCCAUUCAGUGGCAAAUCGCUUAUCAUUUUCGAUGAAAAAAAAGGAAUGCAAUAUUCAAUUACUUUACUGUGUUUUGGAGAUAUAAUUUAAGUUAUUUGAGGAUUGGAGAUAUAAUCUAAGUAACCUGAGGAGGAAGAUUACAGUUUACAGGAACAAUGACAUGAUGUAUCAGGCAAGUUUUUUUGUGAGAGAGUUCCCAAAUGUUUGAUAAGCUUGUAAUGCUCCAUGGUUUUUAUUAUCUAAUGAAGUUAGAUUUGUGUAGACUUGCGUGGUUAUGCCAUCAUUACUUGGUUAUUCGUACAUAAAAUAUGUAUGAGUGAGGUGUUUUCAAAAUUUAAUAAAAUUUAUUAUAAUGUUUUUUAAAUGAUUCAUUAUUUUUAAAAGAAUACAGUUUACGAGAAUAUUAACAUGAUGUAUCAGACAAUUUUUUUAUGAGAGUUCCCAAAUGUUUGAUAAGCUUGUGAUGCUCCAUGUUUAUUAUUAUCUAAUGAAGUUAGAUCUGUAUGGACAUGUGUGGUUAGGCCAUCAUUGCUUGGUUAUCCGUACAUGAAAUAUCUAUGAGUGAGAUGUUUCCAAAAUUUAAUACAAUUUUACUGUAAUGUUUUUUAAAUAAUUCAUUAUUUUUAAAGACAACUGUAGUGAAUGAAAUGAAUAUAAUGACUAUUUAUUUUACUUAUGUUAAAUAUUAAUAACAGUUGAAUUUUAUACUGUUUAUUUAGUUCAAUAAUGAUAGGUUUUUUAAACAUUUAUAAAUUUGAAAUAUUUAUUCACUAUGGUAGUAAACUAUUUUGUUCAUUUUGCGUUGUACGACUAGAUGAAAUUCAUGCUUAAGAAAUAUAUAUAGGAAGCCAUAUAAUACUAUCAUAGGGUGCAGUAGCCAAAAAGUGUGAUUUUAUCUGUUUUAUGGUUAUUUUGUUUUCUUAAUCAUGAUUAUGGUAUGUCUAUAUAAUGAUGCCUUUUGUUUCUCCAGGAAACACAAUGAAUGUUCACUUAUUCAAUUACUUUACAGUGUUUGCGAGACAUAACUUAAGUUAUGUGAGGAGGAAUGACCUUAUUGUUUUGUUAAUUAUAUUUAUAUUAUGUAUGAGUGGGGUGUUUUUUUUUGUUACUAAAAUCAGGAUAUAGUUAAUUUAAAAAAAUGAGUUGUUAUUAUUAAAAAUGUUUUCAGUGAGUGUCUAUUGGCAAGAUGACUGUAGUCAAUGGAAUGAAUAUGACGACUCUUUGUUCUAAUUGUGUUAGAUUUAUAAAUGAUAGUUUAACUCUAUUAGAUUCUCUAUUUAGUCUAAUGAUGUCAGUUUUAGACAUUCCUAAAUUUGCAUCUUUAUUUUGUCAUAAUUUUUGUACUGCACUAUUGGGUUCAUUUUUGCGUUAUAGCACCAAUGAAAUGCAUGUUAACUAUUAGGUGCACUUAAUCAUUUGAUGUGCCUUGUUCUAUAGGAUAUUUAUUUUGCAAUAUUCAAUUACUUAGUUAGUGUUGAAAGGCAUAGCAUAAGUUAUGUGAGGAGGAAGAGUAGAGUACAACAUGUAAGGGAGCAGUGACAUUAUCAGAUUUUUUUUUCCUGUUGAGAGUCACCAAGACAUCUGAUAAGGCCUGUGGUGCUCUAUGGUUGACAUUAUCAGUAGCAGCCUAACAAUCUGGAUGGUAACACUGGUUUGGUGUGGGGAUUGCGCAACAAAUGAUAUCAAAUCCAGGAAUAAUUCAAUUAAGUGUAGGAGAUGAGAACGCGGAGGACCAGCUUCAUCAACUAUUGAAGCUGCUGCUGGUUUAAGGACUGAGAUGCUUAUGUCCACUGAAUUAAUCCUUGUAUUCAGUGAAGAGGGGACGUCGUAGGACUGCUGCUGCUGGUUUAUUGACAUUAGGUAGCUGCUGCGACGCACCGCCAGAGUUGUUGUGUGUGCAUGUGUGCUUGUGUUGAGCCAGUUAUAAAAUAUAGUUGGGGAUCACAGAUCAUAUGAAAUGGAUUUUUACUGAAGGUAUUGGAAUUUAUGAAUUCAUAUGGAUUGAAUGCCAUUUUCUUAGAA
Molecule: messenger RNA, 2714 nt
Organism: Triticum dicoccoides
Lineage: Eukaryota; Viridiplantae; Streptophyta; Magnoliopsida; Poales; Poaceae
Exons: 4
Coding region: 180-782 (200 amino acids)
Source: RefSeq, a predicted model, not a curated record